This is a messenger RNA of Dissoconium aciculare CBS 342.82, 883 nucleotides long. RefSeq lists its product as uncharacterized. Lineage: Eukaryota; Fungi; Ascomycota; Dothideomycetes; Mycosphaerellales; Dissoconiaceae. The transcript has 3 exons. Bases 1 to 750 code for a protein of 249 amino acids. The record is from RefSeq and is a predicted model, not a curated record.
AUGUCGUGUGAGAUCGGAGCUUCUCCAGACAAUCAUCGCCCAACGGCCAGGACCGUCGAUCGGUGCCGAGAUCCUGCUUCCGCCUUCUCGGAGGUGGUCCGAGAAGGACUCGCGAACGUGAUCAUAAAUCAACCAGAGCAUUCAUCUGAUCUUCGGGUGAUUCACCGCAUGCAAGCAAUCAAUGCCGAUGGUCUUGAAAUUCAUGUUCCGUUGCGUACCGCACCUCCCAUCGACUUCAAUGUCGGUAAAGGAAGUACUUCGGUCCCAGACGCUGCGUACGCUCUCUCUCUCACAACCUACGGGCAAGUCUACUAUAGUGUUGAAAUUACACCUCCAAGUCAUUCCGUGAGAAGCUCCGCAGCAUUUCAGACGAUUCGUUCUCUCGGUAAACAUGUCCAGGUGCAGAUGAUGCCCGUGGAGGUGCAUCCUGCGGUUAGGGUUGGUGCAGGAAGGCGUCGGUCUCGGCUGUGCUUCCGGCGGCCGGCGCACUGCAUCUGCAACUGGAUUGCGUUGCAUCACGACCACGCGACAUCAUCAUCGCAACAAUGUCUCAUGAUACCAGAACGUCGACCUCAGACAUUUAUCUGCAGUCGAUUUGAUCACAAUGCCACUGGUCGCAUGGGCAUGAGCGUCUGUCCGCAUGCGCUUCAUGUGAGUCUGACGGUCCUCGAAGAAUGCCGAGAUCCAGCACAUGCAGUACAUGCGACACAUGCACGCACAUGUACGAAUGAGGCUUUGAGUGACUUAUAGGAGGUGUUCAAGGGGAUAGUAUUAUGGCAUGACGUCGCAUCGCGCAGUGUAGCAUGGCAUUGCAGUGCAGCGCAGUCGGGUCAAGCAGCCAGAUGAAGCCGAUCAUGAGGUGUGGCUGCAUCCGCGAGAGAGG